This is a messenger RNA of Vidua chalybeata, 6181 nucleotides long. It is a transcript of the gene SCUBE2, whose product is annotated as signal peptide, CUB domain and EGF like domain containing 2. Gene Ontology annotation, molecular function: calcium ion binding. The transcript has 22 exons. The record is from RefSeq and is a predicted model, not a curated record. Gene Ontology annotation, biological process: signal transduction. The coding region runs from base 7 to 2889 and encodes 960 amino acids. NCBI's taxonomy places the organism in Eukaryota, Metazoa, Chordata, Aves, Passeriformes, Viduidae. Gene Ontology annotation, cellular component: cell surface.
CCAUCCAUGGGGUCCGGCGGCCGCCGCGGCGCGACCGGGGCGAGGGCGCUGCCGCUGCUGCUCCUGCUGCUGCCCGCGCCGGGCGGCCCCGCCGCGCUGCCCCUGCCCGAUGUGGACGAGUGUGCCCUGGGGCUGGACGACUGCCACCCAGAUGCUAUUUGCCAAAACACCCCGAAGCUGUACAAGUGCAUGUGCAAAAUGGGUUACACCGGCGAAGGGAGGAAAUGUGAAGACAUUGAUGAAUGUGACAACGACUUCAACGGGGGCUGUGUCCACGAGUGUUUCAACAUUCCAGGGAAUUACCGCUGCACUUGCUACGAUGGCUUUAUGCUGGCUCACGAUGGCCACAACUGCCUGGACACAGACGAGUGCAUGUUCAACAACGGUGGCUGCCAGCACGUUUGUGUCAACACGGUGGGGAGCUACGAGUGCCGCUGCAAGGAGGGGUUCUUCCUCAGCGACAACCAGCAUACCUGCAUCCACCGCUCCGAAGAAGGCAUGAGCUGCAUGAACAAAGAUCACGGCUGUGCCCACAUCUGCAGAGAAACACCCAAAGGAGGAGUUGCCUGUGAAUGCCGACCAGGAUUUGAGCUGUCCAAGAACCAGAGGAGCUGCAUUUUGACGUGUAACCACGGGAACGGGGGCUGCCAGCACACGUGUGACGAUGCUGACAACGGGCCAGUCUGUGGGUGUCACCCCAAGUACGUCAUGCACGUGGAUGGGAAAACCUGCCUGGAGAGGGAAGAAGCUGCUGUUGAAGUUUCUGAGGGAAACACCACAGCAGCAGCUGAUGUGGACAAGAGAGUGAAGCGACGGUUGCUUAUGGAAACGUGCGCGGUGAACAACGGCGGCUGCGAUCGCACCUGUAAGGACACCUCCACCGGAGUCCACUGCAGCUGCCCCGUGGGCUUCACGCUCCAGUUUGAUGGCAAGACAUGCAAAGAUAUUGAUGAAUGCCAGUCCAAUAAUGGAGGCUGUGAUCAUUUCUGUAAAAACACUGUUGGCAGUUUUGAUUGCAGCUGCAGAAAAGGAUUUAAAUUAUUAACAGAUGAGAAGUCCUGUCAAGACGUUGAUGAGUGCUCCUUCGAGCGGGCGUGCGACCACACGUGCAUCAACCACCCCGGCACCUUCGAGUGCACUUGUAACAAGGGAUAUGCCCUGUACGGCUUCACCCACUGUGCAGACAUUAAUGAAUGUAGCAUCAACAAUGGUGGUUGCCAGCAGCUGUGUGUGAACACGCUGGGAGAUUAUGAAUGCCUGUGUCAGUCUAACUACAAGCUACACUGGAACAAAAAGGACUGUGUUGAGACAAAAGAUCCCUUGUCUGAUAAUGUGUCACCCAAGGUAUUGCUGCACUGCAUUAAGAGUGGUGGGAGUGAUAGAUGCUUUCUGAGCUGCUCUCCAGAUGUCCAGGUGUUCUCUGGAACACAAGAUGCCUACACCCUCACCUGUGGCAGGUCCUCUCAGCUUAAGAAAAAGCAGCAAAAUGCAAACGCUUCCAGCUGGCUGGAUGCUUCAGCCAUCAAGAUAAGCGUAACCUUUAAAUUAAAUGAAGGAAAAUGUAGUUUGAGAAAGACUGAGAUGUUUCAAGAAGGUCUGGAGCAGAUGAUACCAGAGAGACAAAAUUCAGUAAUGGAGAGCUUCCACUAUGUAAACCUAACAUGCGGCUCUGGCAAGAAAGUUCAUGGAGCCCUCAGUAGACUGGCAGCGACUAGAGAGAUUUUUAUCACUGCGGACUUUGAGCUUGAAACGAGCCGGAAGGAGGUGACAGACACGUGCGACGUGCGCUGUGCCCGCAAGAAGACGGAGAAGCGGUUCCGGAAAACCAUCCGCACCUUGCGGAAGACGGUCAGCAGGGACCAGUUCCGCAUCCGCCUCUCUGGCACGGACCACGAGGUGGCCAGAAAGGCUCUCAAGCCCUCGGAGCCACAGCAGUCCUGUGGUGUGGGACAGCUGCACCCGGGGGUCAGAUGUGAUCAGUGCUCCCCUGGUGAAUAUUCUCCUGAUGGCUUCAAGCCUUGUCUGCCAUGUCCCCUUGGAACUUACCAGCCUGAGGCUGGGAGAGUGUCCUGUUUUCCCUGUGGAGGAGGUCUAACAACGAGGCACAGCGGGGCAUCCUUGUUUCAGGACUGUGAGACCAAAGUUCAGUGUUCUCCUGGCCAUUUUUACAACACCACAACUCACCGAUGUAUUCGCUGUGCAAUUGGGACAUACCAGCCUGAGUUUGGACAAAAUUACUGCAUUUCCUGCCCUGGAAACACCACUACUGAUUUUGAUGGGUCAACAAACAUAACACAGUGCAAAAACAGGCAGUGUGGAGGGGAACUGGGAGAUUACACUGGAUAUAUCGAAUCACCCAACUAUCCUGGGGACUACCCUGCAAACACUGAGUGCACUUGGAACAUCAACCCACCGCCGAAGCGCCGCAUCCUGAUCGUGGUCCCAGAAAUAUUCCUGCCCAUAGAAGACGAGUGUGGAGACUACCUGGUGAUGAGAAAAAGCUCUUCUUCCAACUCGGUGACCACCUACGAGACCUGCCAGACCUACGAGCGCCCCAUAGCUUUCACUUCCAGGUCUAAGAAACUGUGGAUCCAGUUCAAGUCCAAUGAAGGGAACAGUGCCAAAGGAUUCCAAGUUCCCUAUGUAACCUAUGAUGAGGAUUACCAAGAGCUAAUAGAAGACAUUGUUCGGGAUGGCAGACUUUAUGCAUCUGAAAAUCAUCAAGAAAUACUUAAGGACAAGAAGCUGAUAAAAGCACUGUUCGACGUGUUGGCUCACCCGCAGAACUACUUCAAGUACACAGCCCAAGAGUCCAGAGAGAUGUUCCCAAGAUCCUUCAUUCGGCUGCUGCGCUCCAAAGUUUCCAGAUUUUUGAGGCCUUACAAAUAGUUGGCACUGUACUUAAAAGCUGAACCAGCCCUGGGCAUGCACAGAGGGGCUGUGGUAGGUGGGGCUGCUCUCUGUGUUUUACACACUGGCAGAGACACUCCAGGGAAGCUCGCCAGCUCCGUUCUUGGCAGAGUUUGGCUUUCUCAGCUAAUAUAAACAUUUUGGUGAACAGAAUUUUGAUUCCUUUCCAGAUAAUACCUUUUGGGUACCAAAGGAUAACUCACAGGUCCCUGAAUUGGAGACUGCCCAUGAUUUCUGUAACUGAAGGGCGCCAAGCAGAAGUUUGUAGAGCUCUGCCCCGUUGCUUCAUCAGCACCUCUAAAAGCUAAUGAGGACAGACAGGCUAAGUAGUGUGGUUUGGGAUGAACCCUGGGCUGCCAUUAAUGCAUGUUACCUCAACAGAGCUGGGUUCAUGUUUGGUCUCACUGUAAGUGAGAACAGGAUUGAUGACUCUCUUAACAUUUGCCACGCAGGAAAUUCAGAGCUAAGGUUGACAUAGUUUUAAUUGAAGCCAGUGAGGCCAAGAACUGCACAAGGUGCACUUUUUCUCUGAACUACAUGUGUCAUGAAGCAAAGGGUUGAAUAUCAGCUUGAAUGUUCAGGGUCUGGCUCACACAGUGUCCAUGCCAGUGACCUAUUGGCUUACGUGGAGUGAUACCAGAAUAAACAGCAAUGGAAACCAGGCCCUGACCCACUGGACAUUUCCAUUUUGGGCUGUCUGCAGCUGUUAGAGCAGAUCAGAUUCUUUCCUAAAUCCCAGUGAUGUCCCUGUGCAUAGGCCUGGGACAGCAAAAGGCAUUUUCCAAGUUGGGUAAAAUUCUGCCCUCUGAGCACCUGCAGGUGAACACAGAAGCCCCAUUUUAAGUGCAGGCUUUGCAUAGGUGAUGCUCUUGGUACAACACUGUUUAAAGCUGAAUAAGGUUCUGGUAUGAGCCUCAGUUGUCAUAUUCUCUACCUUUUCUGAGCACCUUGCAAUGGCCUUGUGGAGCAGAGAAGAGCUGCUUUCCCUGUCUGGCUGGAGAGAAGGAGAGGUACAACGACUCAGCCAGACUGUGGCCACAAAAGUUGUCUAUGGCAAAUUGUUCCUCAGGAUUCCCAGGCUCUGUGUCCUUCUCCUCAGGCUGUGUUUCCUGUUGGAGACAAGACUAUUCUGAGAGGGACUGUAAGGAAAUCUGUGUUGAUCAAAGUGUUGUCUCGGUGCUAUUCUGUCCACACCUACAUUUCCUCUGGCCAUACAAUCCAUUCUCUGAGUAGUGUACCUUGAGGCCCUUCUGCUUUGAAGGGAGAUAGCCACAGUCCCAUCCAUUUGGGAAUGGACUUAUGACUUCUGACCUUUGGCCACUGGCCAUGCCAAGGGGUUCAGUGGGCAUCAAACUCCCUCUCUGUGCCAUCUUAGGAGCAGUACUUACAUUUCCUGGGUAGCCAGGACCAGUGCUCCCUUUCCCAGGGUGUGGAGUCAGACAUGCUGGGUUUCACUGCACUGGCAUGUGGUAUUUAACUGCUGUGUGUGAAUAAUACCACAUCCCACGGUGUGACAGCAGAAACCCUCACCAGGAGCUGGGCUCUGAAUCUCCCCCCUGCACUGUUGGGAGCAAAUGGGUGCUCCUGACUCAGCCUUGCUGAGCUGCUGUGCCACGCUGCGUGUGGGGCAAGGACACACCUUGGCCAUGGUGUGAUGGGGAGCAGAGCCCCUCAGGAUGGGGCUGUGGGGUGCUGUGCCCCUCUUGCUGCUGGGGAGGAGUUGCCUCAGCCUGGCCAGAGGUGGGAAAUGGUUUGUGCUGCUGCCAGGAGACAGAGCUGUCCCCCCUGCUGCACUGGGGGAUGGCCGUGGCAGGGCAGUGAGCGCCCAGUCCAGGAACAGGGCUGCAGCAAGGACAGCGAGGCACAGGAGGAGCUGGCAGAGCAGAGGGGAAGGAACACAGCUCCUCCUGUGUUCCUGGCAGCUGUGCUUCAUCCCAAACAGGGUCCCUGCUGCUGCCUCUGGGGGAGAGAGAGGACAGGAACAUCUGGCAGAGGGCACGAAGCAGACUGGGGAAAGGGGGAUGGCUGAGGAACGCCAAAACAGGAGGAAGGGUGGUGAGAGGCUUUGCUGCAUCCGUGCUGAAGUGUGCUGUUGUGCAGAGAGCCCAGGAAGGCAUUUCCAGAUGGUUUCCCUUUGGCUGCACAGCCCCUAGCCCUGCGCUCUGGAGGCUUCCCAUGCCAGAGGCAGUGUGCCAGUGAGCCCCAGCGAGCCACCAGCCACCUCUGUGAGGCACUGGAGCACUCCGGAGUGGCCGAGGUGCUGCAGCCCUGCUCUGGUGGUGGGCACUGUGGGCAGAGGGCCAUGGUGUGGCAGCUUCUGGGCCGAGCCCAGCGGAGGGGCUUUGCUGUGGGCUGCACGCUGUGUGCCAGGGGAAAACAGGGCAGCUCUUGCUGUGCUCCCUCCCAGAGAGGCUGCAGGUCUGAGCAGCUCUGCUCUGUGGUGCUGAGGGACACACAGCAGUGAUUGGUUUCACCCAGGGCUCGAGGAAGCCAGAGUUGUGAAACAUCCCAGUGUUUCUAAUGGGUGAAGCUGGGCUCUGUUGCUCUGUGCAGCAGUUACUGAUCCGUGCUCCGGGUUUAUCACGCCGCACCUCCUCUCCUAGUCCUGCUGUGCCAGCUCUGCACAGCUGCCUGCGAGCCACAGGGAUCUCAGCUUUGCUUCUCCUGCCCCACGAGCACAGGCCAUUUUCAUUGCUGGGAGGAGAGGAGAGUGCACGGCUUGAGGCUGAGGAGAAAACCUGCCCUUUUCUCAGAGAAGAAUCCUCAUAGUUCCACAGAAUCCUCAUUGUUCCACAGCCCUGUUUGUUUCCUACUUAAAUAGCAAAUGACUCAGAAGCACUUCUGUUACCCUUGAUCUGACAUUAUGGAUCAAAACUUCCCCUUUUACUGGAAUUCCUGUGUGUGCAGUGAAAAGUGAAGAGGGAAUUUUUGCUACCUUGAAUGCUGGGAGAAGUGAUAACUUGCAGAAUGUUGUAAACACUUGGCAUUGUAUCUUCAUCGUGAUGGUAGUGGCUCUGUAGAAAUUCCAGUUUCUACUUUCUGUGUGGUUGUAGACUGAUGAUGUGUUUUGGCAACAAACGACUCAAAAGUGUUUAACCUUACAAAACAAGAUUUAAUUUUUGGAAUAAUGAUUAGCGCUAACUGGAUGACUCAAUGUCACCUAUGUGAGAUAAACAUAAGGAUCUUUUUGAUGAUUGUAAAUUAAUGUAAAAUGUUUCAGACUGUUACUCUUGAUAAGAGAAAUAAACCAGUGAACUUUUAGCUGCAUGAA